UGCCACUCUAAACCUAGCCAAUUACAUACAUACAUACAUACAUUUUAUAUUAUAAAUCUUCAAAAGGAAGGGUACGUUUAUUUCUCUCUAGCGUGGAGCCCUGAAGCUUCCUGUCGAGCUGGGUUUCUGGAGAUUCAGGAAUUUUAAAACCCUAACCUGUUUCGGCUUCAUCUCGCUUAAAUCAAGAUGGCUCGUACGAAGCAAACCGCUCGCAAAUCUACGGGAGGAAAGGCUCCUAGGAAGCAACUUGCCACCAAGGCUGCAAGGAAGUCUGCUCCCACCACAGGUGGAGUGAAGAAGCCCCAUAGAUACCGCCCAGGAACUGUUGCACUUCGUGAGAUUCGGAAGUAUCAGAAAAGCACUGAACUCUUGAUUAGGAAGCUUCCCUUUCAACGUCUUGUUCGUGAAAUCGCCCAAGACUUUAAGACUGAUUUGAGGUUCCAGAGCCACGCUGUUCUUGCUCUUCAGGAAGCUGCAGAGGCCUAUCUUGUUGGAUUAUUUGAGGAUACUAAUCUCUGUGCUAUUCAUGCUAAGCGGGUGACCAUUAUGCCCAAGGACAUCCAGCUUGCUAGACGUAUUCGUGGUGAAAGGGCUUAGUCAUUUUCUGUGUCCGUUCAUGAUCAUGUGCUGCACUAUUAACUUGUGUCAUUUCCAUGUGGAAUUGUGAACUUCUUUAUAAUCUUUGUCUUCACGAAGCUAUGGCAAUUACAGAAGUGUAAUAUUGACUAUUAUAUUUUACACCAACUGUUUUAUUAUAAUUCCAGUGUGCACUAUUUAUUCUUC
Prosopis cineraria is the source of this 783-nucleotide messenger RNA. RefSeq names its product histone H3.3. Gene Ontology annotation, cellular component: nucleosome. Gene Ontology annotation, molecular function: protein heterodimerization activity; structural constituent of chromatin; DNA binding. The record is from RefSeq and is a predicted model, not a curated record. The coding region runs from base 187 to 597 and encodes 136 amino acids. Lineage: Eukaryota; Viridiplantae; Streptophyta; Magnoliopsida; Fabales; Fabaceae. The transcript is spliced from 5 exons.